GGUGUGCACACUGUCUGUCCCAUCCUCGCAACUUCCAGGCGACUCCUCUCCGAUUUGACUUUUACCACUUUAUCUACAGUGUAACAGCAUCGGAUGUUGUGCUCUCUAACUUCCCGCAGCUUUACUGACAUUAAAUUCGGUGCUCAACAGCCGAGGAGAGACGGUGAAUUUACUGUUAAUGGAAGACAUCUGAGACGGAGGGCUUAUUCUGCCCACUCAUUAAUUACCAUGUCCGACACCGCUGAAGAUUAUGGAUGUACUGACAGAACAUCUGUUUGGCUUUACUAAACUACCAGCACUUAACUGAUGGAGUUUAAAACCACUUUCCCUCCUUUUGAACUUGUAGUUCUCAAGUGAUGGACGGCAGAAAAUCGACAAGGACUUUCGCACCUGAUUGUGCAGCUCUUGCCAACACAUGAAAGGAAGAAACAUGUUUCCUCUGGUGAAAUCCCGGAGCUUAUCAGACAGCAGCAGGGCCAUGGGGAUCAGAAACGGGACAAAAAUCCAACGUCACGCCAAACCCAUCUCGAAAAUAUAUUUCAUUUUUAUUCUGCUCCUGCUCAUUUUCACCCCCAGAGUGGAUUCAUCGUGGUGGUACAUCGGCGCGCUGGGUGCUCGGGUGAUCUGCGACAACAUUCCAGGCCUGGUGAACAAGCAGCGGCAGCUGUGCCAGCGGCACCCGGACCUGAUGCAGUCCAUCGGUGAGGGAGCCAAAGAGUGGAUCAGAGAGUGCCAGCACCAGUUCAGACACCACCGCUGGAACUGCAGCACGCUGGACCGGGACCACACAGUAUUUGGCAGGGUGAUGCUGCGAAGCAGCCGAGAGGCAGCGUUCGUGUACGCCAUCUCUUCAGCAGGAGUGGUCUACGCCAUAACCAGGGCCUGCAGUCAGGGGGAGCUAAAGAUCUGCAACUGCGACAGCCAAAAGCGAGGACGAGCUAGCGAUGACAAGGGCAAUUUCGACUGGGGUGGAUGCAGCGACAACAUCAACUAUGGCAUAAAGUUUGCAAAGGCUUUCGUAGACGCUCGAGAGAGAAUGGUGAAAGACGCUCGAGCACUGAUGAACCUGCACAACAAUCGGUGCGGUCGGAUGGCAGUGAAGCGCUUUAUGAAGCUGGAGUGCAAGUGUCAUGGGGUCAGUGGCUCCUGUUCUCUGAGAACCUGCUGGCUGGCAAUGUCUGACUUCAGGCGAACUGGAGACUACCUUCGCAAGAAGUACAACACAGCCAUCGAGGUGACCAUGAACCAGGACGGGACAGGCUUUAUGGUGGCUGACAAGGACUUCAAGGGAAGCACCAAGAAUGAGCUGGUGUAUGUCGAGAACUCACCAGAUUACUGUCUCAUGGACCGCACAGCAGGCUCCCUGGGCACAGCAGGCAGAGUGUGCAACAAGUCCUCUAGAGGCACUGAUGGCUGCGAGGUCAUGUGCUGUGGGCGGGGCUACGACACCAUGCGUGUCAAACGUGUCACCAAGUGUGAGUGCAAGUUCAAGUGGUGCUGCGCUGUUGAGUGCAAUGACUGCGAGGACGUCGUGGAUGUUCACACCUGCAAGCCUCACAAGCGACCUGAUUGGUUGGACAUAACCUAACGAGGAGACCUGCCCAAUCACAGUUUCCACUGACUCAUUAACCUGUGCGCUAAAAAACUGCAUUUUAUUAUGGGAUAUACAUUUGGCAUCUCUUAACUGUAAUACCUCUGUCUUUUGAUCAAUGGACACUUCCUGGAGCAGAGAUUCACAGACCUUGAUGCUAAACUGGAAAUUAGACCCAGUUAACUGAUCGUGUGCUGCUUUAAUAAGUGUUUCUAAGAACAAUUUGUUGUGCUUUUUUAAGACAAACUUUGGAUCUUUGAUACAAAAUGGCUGAAUAUUAUACUAUACUGUUGUAAAUGCACCAUUGGUUAAUGCAGAGAUAUGAGGUAACGUUUAUGUUUAUUAUGUAAAGACUGUGUGUAAUAGUAAUAUUUAGCCUGAAGAGAGCAAGAUGAAGAAAGAUGGAAAGAUCUUUGGAGAUACUGUAAAAACACUGACAUUGUAUCAUUUAAAAUGAUAAUCAUGUCGUUGUAUGGUACUGCAACAAAUCAUACAAAAUACAAAAAGACAGUUGCUGCUAAAAAGUGCAACUCUAAUGAACUAACAAAAAGUCAAAAGGAGCUUAACUAAAGGUUCCUGCUAUAAUAAAGCCAGACAAUCACACUGUGAACACAAAUGAACCACAAACAGGAGAACAGGCAAGGACUUUGAGAUACAGUGGCAGCAUAAAGUGCUGCAGAGCAGAAUUUUAGCAAGUUCUCGGGAGAAAGAGGACACACCGACAGGAAAAAUGAAGCUGAAUAUGGACUUUGGACUGUUAUCUGAAAGGAUCACCUUUUUCAUACAGUAUCCCACACGUUUGACUAUCUGAUUGGUCUAACACAUUCUGGCUGUGUUGCCUUGUGGAAAACUUCAUACUUUCUACCUCUGGUUCUUUGUCUUUGUUUCCAUUUUUUGUUUCAGCGGUACACUGACAGCUUUAAACAAUAGUCCUUAGGCCAUGUUCAGACGGCACUGCUUAAAAACAACAGACACCCCUCAUUCAUUUCAAUUAGGCCACUGCUGCAAAAAAAUGUAGAGAUGUCCAGUAAAAACGUUGGAUCUGUCUUAAGUUUUGUGGCAACAGAAUGCAUUUUUUCAGGCAGACACUGCGUAGGCUGAUCAUCUACAUGCAAGUGCACAUUCAGUACAAUUUACUUAAUGUGAAAUUCUGUUUACCUGAUGAUCGACAUGAAAGAGGAUAAAAUUAUUUUUUACAUGAUGACUUUCCAAAGUUGUCAAAUUCAAUGUCAGAGUAUUACAAACUGCUGUGCAGUGAUUUGGUGUCUGAUAUGUCUACAAACUCCUGGAUUUAUUAUUUAAAACUGCCCUUUGUACAUCCAUACAUACAUGAGUACCUUAAACAACAUGCCCCCACCAGCGCAACUCCCACACUGCUUUUUUUAAUCUGAACAUCUGGUUAGCUAAAAUACCUGCAGCCUUUGUUGUUUGGAAAGAUUUGGCUUCUAGCAGUUUCUCAUGGUCAUAGUUAUUUCUUAAUUUUAAACAAGAAGCAUUCUUGUUGUGAUGAAUGUUCAUGAUGUCGGUAACUUAUGGUGGCACAUGGAGCUCAUUUUUAAUUGGUUUAAUUGGUUUUUAAUUAGCUUCAUUGCUGCCAUCUUUCAGAGACACCGCAGCUGUGUCUCACGGUUUACGCUGCUGAUAAUGUAAUGCUUCUUCCCUUAAACUACAAGGCUUUUGUACAUAAAAUAAGUGUCACAACAUUUAAAUGCUGCUAUAUUUUCAUAGAUCCUAACAAAAACUGAACCGCAAGAUAUGUACUGUAAGCUGGGGAUCUUAAUCAUACAGGAAGAUAUUAAAAAGUUUCUGCUUUCUGCUUAUGAGAGCUUAAAUCUGUAAAAUGUCCUAAGCUGAUUUUUUUUCCCCCUCUUUGCUUGCUCCUCAUUACAAAGCCCAGCAGAGCAUGUUUCUUCUGUCAUCGUAUUGUGACAGAAUGCAGUCUUAAGCAACUGUGCUUUCAGUCCUUUGUGUGCAUAUUCACUGGCUCUGACUGCUUUGUAAGAAGUGAAGUAUUUCAUGAAACUGGGCCAAGCCGUUGCAGAAAGAGCAGAGAAGUAGCUGCAGACCCUGAAUUUGACUUUUAAACAUCUGGUAAUGCAGCCAGACAUCAUGUUGGGCCACUGGAGACACAACCCUCAGAGGGGUUUAUAGAUCUAAAUGAAUCUGACAACAAGCUGUGGAUGCUGAGAAUCAACACAUUUUUUCAAGUCCACGUAAUGAAGAGGGGAGCCAAAGUAAAGUGCUUUGAACAAGACCAAAUGACACACCAUGUCAAACGUUCACAAGUCAAAAGUUAAUUGCAAACAAAGGAGCCUGUUUUUAAUGUAAAUGAAGAGUAUGUUGGCUGUGUUUUUAUUAAAGAUUAGAAAGGUGAGAGCUGUUCACACACAGCGGGGGCAGACCUGGGCCUGUGCUGCUCUGGCCCUCAAAAAUUCAUAUUUCAAUUCCCCAGUUUGGCUGAGCAUAAGAAAGCACACCACUGCUGAUUUCAGUCAGUUAUGAAAUUUAACA
Messenger RNA from Chelmon rostratus (copperband butterflyfish), 4102 nucleotides. Its product is annotated as protein Wnt-2b-A-like. Gene Ontology annotation, molecular function: cytokine activity; frizzled binding. The transcript is spliced from 5 exons. The record is from RefSeq and is a predicted model, not a curated record. Gene Ontology annotation, biological process: neuron differentiation; multicellular organism development; canonical Wnt signaling pathway. The coding region runs from base 416 to 1588 and encodes 390 amino acids. NCBI's taxonomy places the organism in Eukaryota, Metazoa, Chordata, Actinopteri, Chaetodontiformes, Chaetodontidae. Gene Ontology annotation, cellular component: extracellular region.